AUCCACCAAGCUCUCAUUUAUAAGCUAAUGUUCUGCUUCCAAAAUUUUUUGUUGUGAGGGUUCUUCAGGAAUAUUUAGAAGAAACAGAAGGCAGGGAAAGGCAUAAACAUGGGUAGGAAAUUAGAUGCUUUGCUUGGAAGAAACUUCAACACCUCCAAGUUUAAAACUCUCGCCAAACUUGCCAUCUCUAGGAUUAGUAUCCUGAAGAACCAGCAUCAAGUCCGGUAUUCCCAUGCCAGGUCUGAUGUGAUUGAACUCCUCAACCUUGGUCACCAUGAACGAGCCCUUCUUCGGGUAGAGCAUGUGAUCAGAGGACAAAAUAUGGUGGAUGCAUUCACCAUAAUGGAAAGCUACUGUCAUCUGUUGAUAGAGAGAGUCACGCUCAUUCAAAAGAACAAGGAAUGUCCUGAUGAACUGAAGGAGGCAACAUCAAGCUUGAUGUUUGCAUCAUCAAGAUGUGGAGAAUUCCCAGAGCUUCUUCACAUUCGUGGGGUCGUAUCAUCGACUUUUGGGAAAGAAUUUGUUGCUCGUGCUGUUGAAUUGCGCAACAAUUGCAGUGUGCAUCCUAAUAUAAUACAGAAGCUUUCGACACAACGACCAAGCUUGGAAAACAAAUUGAAAAUGCUUAAGGAGAUUGCCUUCGAGAGGGGUAUCACCUUGCAUUUGGAGGCAGUGGUUGUAGAGGAGAAACUGGAUGUCAAUGAGAAGCAGGAUGAACACGUUGCUGAUAAAUCUGCAAAACUGGAUGAUCCUGAGCACAAAGAUACAGCCAAUGAUUUGCCAAUAGCAAUAAACCUAGAUGAAAAUUUGUCUGAGUCAAUAAAAGCAAGGAAAAAGUACAGAGAUGUAGCUGAUGCUGCUCUAGAGGCUUUUGAAUCAGCAGCUUAUGCAGCAGCAGCUGCAAGAGCCGCGGUUGAACUCUCAAGAGCUGAAUCCCAAGACUUUGAUCCAGAUGACGAAAAUGGUUCGAGCCAUAAAAAAGGAGAAUUUGAUGAUUCUGAUGCAAUACCUGAUUUUUCAAAGCCAGGACAUGCAGCUUCAGAGGGAAUUGAUUACUCAAGGAAUGCCUUGGGAUUUGAAAAGAUCCCUCCCAUUGACAACUUUACCUCAGAAUCAGAAGAUGAAGGCAUGGCAAGGACAUUUUCUACUUGUAGUUCAGAUUCUGAUGUAUCCAUUUCAGCUGAGAAGAAACUGUCUUUGGAUAUAUUGAGACAGAAUCAAGCUUUGGGUGAUGAAUUAGCCAUUGACAUAGUUAAUACUGGUAGGAAGAAGGAAAAGGAGGAGACACAAUGGCCAAAGCCCCAUGAUCACUUGAGCUCUGAUAUUGGUUUGAGCUUAACUACAACCGAAGACCAAUACAUUGGACAGAAUGAAGUAAUCAAUGAGGACGAAAGCAAGUUUGCCUAUCAAUCGUCAAAGCUUUCAAACACUCAGAGCCUAAAUUUUGAACAGCAAUUACAUGCACAGCAUUCACAUCUAAACAAAAAGUGGGUGUCAAUGAGGACUAGAAGACAGCAUAGGAUUUGAUUUUUUUUAAUUAGUUGUGAAAUUUUGCUUCUUCAUGCUAAUCUCUUUAUUUUUUUCCCAAAUAAAUUUUUUAUGGUAUUAAAUUUUAAUUAAAUUAUUAUUUCAUACUGGAAAUAAAUAUCAAAGAAUUUGGAUAAUUAGUUGUUA
This is a messenger RNA of Durio zibethinus, 1674 nucleotides long. RefSeq lists its product as uncharacterized. The record is from RefSeq and is a predicted model, not a curated record. Lineage: Eukaryota; Viridiplantae; Streptophyta; Magnoliopsida; Malvales; Malvaceae. Gene Ontology annotation, biological process: protein transport.